This is a messenger RNA of Talaromyces marneffei, 3219 nucleotides long. RefSeq lists its product as uncharacterized. Gene Ontology annotation, biological process: ribosomal large subunit export from nucleus; ribosomal small subunit export from nucleus; protein export from nucleus. The record is from RefSeq and is a predicted model, not a curated record. The transcript is spliced from 11 exons. Gene Ontology annotation, cellular component: cytoplasm; nucleus. Bases 1 to 3219 code for a protein of 1072 amino acids. Gene Ontology annotation, molecular function: nuclear export signal receptor activity; small GTPase binding. Lineage: Eukaryota; Fungi; Ascomycota; Eurotiomycetes; Eurotiales; Trichocomaceae.
AUGUCUUUCUCAGUACAAGAAUUGGACAACACUGUCCGCGCCUUCUAUGAGGGCAAAGGCGAUGUGCAAAAACAAGCACAACAAUCCUUGACCGAGUUUAAACAAAAUCCUGACGCGUGGUUAUCGGUGGGAGAGAUCUUACAGGAAUCGUCUUACUCCCAAACAAAAUAUCUCGGAUUGCAGGUUCUAGAUGAGGUUAUUAUGACAAGAUGGAAGGUCCUACCACGAGAUCAAUGCCAAGGAAUUCGCAACUUCGUCGUCAAUUUGAUCAUCGAGCAUUCGAAAUCCGAAGAGAAACUCAAAAGUGAACGCGCGUUCUUGAACAAACUGAAUCUCGUCCUCGUCUCGAUAUUGAAGCAGGAGUGGCCCCAUAACUGGCCAACCUUCAUCAAUGAAAUCAUUUCCUCGUGUCACACCAGUCUGUCUAUAUGUGAAAACAACAUGGCUAUUCUUCGAUUGUUAUCGGAGGAGGUUUUUGAUUACUCGCAGGAUCAGAUGACAUCUACCAAAGCCAAGAAUCUCAAGACAACGAUGACCCAGGAGUUUUCAUCGAUAUUCCAGCUAUGUUCCGAGGUCCUGAACACUGCGAAUCAGCCUGCUCUGAUCAAAGCGACACUGGAAACGUUGCUCCGGUUUCUCAACUGGAUUCCCCUCGGCUAUAUUUUUGAGACACCUAUUAUCAACACUCUCCUUACUAGGUUUCUCGAUGCGCCGGAAACUCGCAAUGUGACACUGAAAUGUUUGACUGAAAUCGGGGGUCUUCAGAUCGGUCCUCAGUACUCCUAUGACGAGAAACUAGUGUUAAUGUUCACCGAGACUCUCACGCGGGUGGCUAAAAUCAUCCCACUCACUUUGGAUCUAAAGAGCACUUACAUGAAUAGCAAUUCCAGAGACCAGGAGUUUGUUCUAAACCUAGCUCUGUUCCUAUGCAACUUCUUCAGCGUGCAUCUCAAUCUUAUUGAAAAACUGCCCAACUUGGACUAUCUAACCCACGCACACUUCUACCUCAUCCGAAUCAGCCAGAUUGACGACCGAGAAAUCUUCAAGAUCUGCUUAGAGUACUGGACCAAGCUCGUGCAGGAGUUGUAUGAAGAGAUGCAACAGCUCCCGAUCACCGAUAUCAAUCCUCUAGUAAGCAUGGGUGUCAGCGGUCUUGCGAACGGCGGCGCGCCACAUCCUAGCACACUCGCAAACUAUCCUUUGCGCAAGCACAAGUAUCAAGAAGUACUGUCGAGCCUCAGAACUGUUAUGAUUGAGAAAAUGGUACGCCCGGAAGAGGUUCUUAUCGUGGAAAAUGACGAGGGAGAGAUUGUGCGCGAGUUUGUGAAAGAGAGCGACACCAUCCAACUUUACAAAACGACAAGGGAAUGCUUGGUCUAUCUUACACACCUUGACGUUGUCGACACGGAGACUAUCAUGGCCGAUAAACUCGCUAAACAGGUCGAUGGUACUGAGUGGUCAUGGGCCAACUGCAAUACUUUGUGCUGGGCCAUUGGGUCAAUUUCUGGCGCUAUGAAUGAGGAAACAGAGAAACGUUUCCUGGUCACUGUGAUCAAAGACCUUCUUGGUCUGACGGAACAGAAGCGUGGAAAAGACAACAAAGCAGUCGUUGCCAGUAAUAUAAUGUAUAUUGUUGGCCAAUAUCCAAGGUUUUUGAAGGCUCACUGGAAGUUCUUGAAGACUGUGGUGAACAAGUUAUUCGAGUUCAUGCACGAGACACACGAAGGUGUCCAGGACAUGGCUUGUGAUACGUUCAUCAAGAUUGCCAAUAAAUGCAAACGCCAUUUCGUCGCUCUUCAGCCUGGAGAAACUGAGCCAUUUAUUGAGGAGAUAGUUCGCAACAUGCGAAAGAUUACCUGCGACCUUUCACCACAGCAAAUCCAUACCUUCUACGAGGCUUGUGGUUACAUGAUUUCGGCUCAGGGCCAGAAAGGCCUUCAGGAUCGAUUGAUUGAGAGUUUAAUGGCAUUGCCUAAUUCUGCGUGGGAUGCCAUCAUUGCCCAAGCCAACCAAGACCCUUCCAUAUUGCAGGACUCCGAAACUAUAAAGGUCGUGGGAAAUAUCAUGAAGACCAAUGUUGCGGCCUGCUCUUCAAUUGGCACCUACUUUUAUCCCCAAAUCGGCCGCAUCUACCACGAUAUGCUCAAUAUGUACCGCGCUUCCAGCCAACUUAUCUCCGACGCUGUUGCUAGCGAUGGAACCAUUGCAACGAAAACUCCUCGUGUGCGAGGACUACGUACCAUCAAGAAAGAAAUCCUCAAGCUUAUUGAUACAUAUGUUCAAAAAGCAGACGACCUGGAGAUGGUUAAUCAGAAUAUGGUUCCUCCGUUGCUCGAAGCCGUUCUGCUUGACUACAAUCGAAAUGUCCCCGAUGCUCGAGAAGCAGAGGUAUUGAAUGUUAUGACAACAAUUAUUCACAAGCUUCAUAAUCUUAUGGACGACAAGGUGCCAGUUAUCAUGGAGAGUGUCUUUGAGUGCACUCUCGAGAUGAUUAACAAGGACUUCCAUGAAUAUCCCGAACACCGUGUUCAAUUUUUCAAGCUGCUACAAGCGAUCAACUUAUACUGUUUCCCUGCCUUGCUGAAGUUAGACGGCAAUCAAUUCAAGUUCGUCAUCGACUCGUGCAUGUGGGCAAGCAAGCACGACAACCGCGAGGUCGAGAACACCGGAUUGACCAUGUGUCUUGAACUUAUGAACAAUAUGGCAGAGACAGAUCUGCAGACAUCGAGCAUCUUCUUCCGUCAAUUCUACCUUUCCAUUCUUCAAGAUGUUUUCUUUGUGCUGACUGAUACCGAUCACAAAGCUGGAUUCAAAUCGCAAGCAAUGCUUCUGUCGCGCAUGUUCUACUUUGUUGAGUCCGGCAAGAUUCAAGAGCCCAUCUACUCCCCAGAACAAGCACCAGCUGGGACUUCAAACAAGGAUUUCCUACAAGAAUACGUUGCCAGCCUUCUUCAAUCGGCUUUCAAGAAUCUUCAAGAAAUCCAAAUCAAGCAGUUUGUUAUCGGAUUGUUUGCGUACAACGACGAUUUUACCAAGUUCAAGACACACCUGCGAGACUUUUUGAUCUCUCUCAAGGAGUUCGCGGGAGAUAAUGCUGAACUCUACGCCGAGGAACGAGAACAAGCGUUACAGGAUGCUAAGGCUGCCGAGAGAGAUCGUGCAAUGAAGGUCGGAGGUUUGCUCAAACCAGCCGAUAUGGAUCAGGACGACGAUCUAUAG